Messenger RNA from Dreissena polymorpha, 1254 nucleotides. RefSeq lists its product as uncharacterized. NCBI's taxonomy places the organism in Eukaryota, Metazoa, Mollusca, Bivalvia, Myida, Dreissenidae. The record is from RefSeq and is a predicted model, not a curated record. The transcript is spliced from 3 exons. The coding region runs from base 1 to 1254 and encodes 417 amino acids.
AUGGAAAUGGAUUUGGAGAAAACACACCAAGACAAUACAAUCACUAAAUUAGAAAUGGAUUUGGAGAAAACACACAAAGACAUUGCGGAGGAGUCCAUGAACAAUACUUAUUAUCAGUAUAGUUCUAUUCUGAAUGUGGCUCGACAGCGUAACAGAAUGGUCCAGUUACAGUACUCAACAAUGACGACAGUGAUAGAAGAACAGGAGGAGGCAAUCACUGAACAUGACCUCGAAAAUGACCUUGAACCUGAUAGCAAUAGUGGAAGGGUUGGUGAUUUGAAUACUAAAGAAAAUGAAGAAAUUGAACAUGGAAUGGACUUGUUUAAGGUUAUUGACACAAAAACUGUGGUGAAGAUCAAUCACAUCGGUAACCAAGAAACAUUGAGUGGAAAUUUGUCGUCAAAUGAAGCAGAAGGUAUAGUGUUGGGAAGGCUGCCGAUAGGGGACAUAGGAGAGGCUUAUUGGGGCCUUUCUAGCAUGUUUGAAAAAGAAGAUGAUGCCAAUGGAAACAUUCUUAAAUGUCUUUGUGCCUGUGAACGUUUAUUACCAGAACAGAACGUAGGUUAUGUACCAGCUGUAGAUGCGGAAAACUGUCAAACAGAUAAAGAACAGAAUAAUGGCACUGUUGGAACAAGGGCAAGCGUGUUAAAUCCCUUGCAUGAACAGGAAAGUGUGACUGUAUUAAAUAAUCAUAGUUGUGAAGUCUCUCAAAUCCAAAUGGGAACUUCAAACAAUAUUGCCCCAAGUCAAUUCCAUGAACAGCCAAAGACUUUCUUGGCAACCCUAAUAGAACACUGUGCGAAAGUUUACAUAACGGACGAUGAAAUGGCUGGUAAAACUUUGAGCACUGUCAAGAAAGAGACCGCUGAUUACUAUCCUGUGGAAGACUUAAAUACUUUAUGUGCUGCUAAAUUAAAUGUUAAAGUAAAACAGAUAGACAAGAAACCUCAUGUAAAGAAAUUGGAAGAGGGUAUUUCUAAGAAAGGGAAUGUUGCUUCUGAAGGCUACCUCCACCACCACCCUUCGAUGUCGGGGCAAGCGUCUGACCCUGCUACAGCGACCAGAGGUGAGGCCAGCAUCUAUAUAGUGUUAGAUCAGUUUGCUAGUGGUCGAGAUAGCAUCAGCGACUAUACUAUUUCCUUCCAUUACGUGACGCCGGAAAAAAUGUACGCCCUGGAGUUCUACAUCUACCAUUUGAGACCAUACGGUCUAAAGUCGGGUAAACAGGAGUUGAACCAGGACUGGGGCAGCUAG